Messenger RNA from Momordica charantia (bitter melon), 1132 nucleotides. RefSeq names its product putative oxidoreductase At4g09670. NCBI's taxonomy places the organism in Eukaryota, Viridiplantae, Streptophyta, Magnoliopsida, Cucurbitales, Cucurbitaceae. Gene Ontology annotation, molecular function: nucleotide binding. The record is from RefSeq and is a predicted model, not a curated record.
GAUAAUGGCUUCACUCCUCGAGUCAAAAUCUAUGGCUCUUAUGAAGCUGUCCUCGAUGAUCCCGAAGUCGACGCCGUCUAUGUCCCCCUUCCGACUAGUCUUCACCUGCGCUGGGCCGUGCUUGCUGCAGAGAAGAAGAAGCACUUGCUCCUCGAGAAGCCUGUGGCUCUUAAUGUAGCGGAGUUGGACAAGAUACUCGAAGCGUGUGAGUCCAAUGGAGUUCAGUUCAUGGACGGUACCAUGUGGAUGCACAACCCUCGCACGGCCAAGAUGAAGGAGUUUCUUUCCGAUGCAGACCAGUUUGGGCAGCUCAAAUCGGUACACAGCAUUUUUUCUUUUACUGCUGAUGCUGACUUUUUGGCUAAUGAUAUUCGUGUUAAAUCCGACCUUGAUGGCCUUGGUGCUUUGGGAGAUGCCGGGUGGUAUUGUAUUCGUUCAAUCCUUUUUGCUGCUGACUUCGAGCUGCCUAAAAGAGUGAUUGCCUUGCCUAAUCCCGUCUUGAAUGAAUCGGGGGUGAUUUUGUCGUGUGGAGCUUCUCUCUAUUGGGAUGAUGGGAAAGUAGCAACCUUCCAUUGCUCUUUCUUGUCAAACUUGACCAUGGAUAUGACUGCCAUAGGAACAAAUGGGGCAUUACAUGUUAAUGAUUUUAUCAUACCUUACGGAGAGAAGGAGGCCCAUUUCACUACUGGUUCUAAAUCUGGCUUCACCGAACUCGUGACUGGUUGGGAACCAUUACCAAGCAAACACAUCGUCCCAACCGAUCUUCCUCAGGAGGCUCGCAUGGUGAGAGAGUUUUCCCAUUUGGUUAAAGAGAUCAAAGCAAAUGGCUCCAAACCUGAGAAAAAGUGGCCAACCAUCUCUCGGAAGACUCAGCUCGUGGUCGAUGCAGUGAAGGCCUCACUCGAUCGAGGAUCCGAACCCGUCGAAGUAGGGAAGUGAUUCCACUGACCUUUUCAUAUCUUGUUGCUGUAUGAUGCUUUGUAUUGAACUUCAAAUUGUUGGUCUAUGGGUGUGAAGUGGUUGGACCAAGCUUAGCUUCUAUUGAUAUGUAUGAUGUUUAGGCUUGCAUCAAGCUUGGGAAGCUCUGCAUUCAUCAAAGAUUUACUGAAGUCUUGAAGAGCUAAAGACAAUG